AACAACCUCUACAAAAAAGGGAUUGUUAAGUCCCAGCGAGUCUUCGAUGUGCUGUUGGCCACGGACAGAGGUCACUACAUCAAGUAUUACCCGUACAUGGAUUCUCCUCAAUCCAUUGGCUACAAGGCCACGAUCAGCGCCCCACACAUGCAUGCCCACGCCCUGGAGCUGCUCAAGGAUCAGCUGGUGGAAGGUGCCAAGGCUCUGGAUGUGGGAUCUGGAAGUGGAUACCUCACUGCAUGCUUUGCCAGGAUGACUGGCCCGACAGGGAAAGCUGUGGGAGUGGAGCACAUCAAGGAGCUGGUGCACGAAUCCAUCCGGAACGUCCAGGAAGAUGAUCCGACGCUGCUCAGCUCCGGCCGCGUGAAGCUCGCGGUUGGAGACGGCAGGCAGGGAUACCCCGAGGAGGCUCCGUACGACGCAAUCCACGUUGGAGCGGCCGCAGCGACCGUCCCCAAGGAGCUGCUGAAUGAGCUGAAGCCGGGCGGGAGGCUGAUCCUGCCCGUUGGGCCCGAGGAAGCGAACCAGGUCCUGAUGCAGUACGACAAAACCAGCGACGGGCACAUCGUGGAGACCCAGCUCAUGGGCGUCAUCUACGUCCCUCUGACUGACAAGGAGAAGCAGUGGCCUCGGGGCGAACUCUGACACAUGGAUGGAUAUCCCUAAAGGCACCUCAGAAAGCUCAUGAGUGGGACUUAGGCCUGUAGAUGGUCGGUAUGGUUUUGCUUUUUAACGGAAAUUUUAUCCAUGGAUAAAGGGAAGGGAAGUUCUGCUUCAGCAGAGCUCAUUCCGGAGGGAUGGAGAACAGGGGCAGGACCAGAGAAGGCUCUUGGAGGCCACGGCAGCUUCCAGGAAGUGGAUCCGGAUAACUCCAGCUAUCCUCUCUGAUAAACUACAGAUAACAUCAGAGAAUUCCAAAAGCAGGCAGGAAUACUUAAACCUUCACUAAAACAGUUUUAAUAUCGACUACUCUGCUUAAUGCUUGGUGAAAAGAAGUCACAGUUAUUGUCUCAGAGCAAUGAGACUGAUUUGUGUGUUUUUAAUUAUGGGAGCGUGUUCUCUUCUAGUCGUGCAUCCACUAAUUUAAUCUUGGGCAGCAACACUGAAUUUUGGGGUUAAGAAAAAA
Manacus vitellinus (golden-collared manakin) is the source of this 1126-nucleotide messenger RNA. RefSeq names its product protein-L-isoaspartate(D-aspartate) O-methyltransferase. The transcript has 8 exons. The annotation marks the transcript as partial. The record is from RefSeq and is a predicted model, not a curated record. Lineage: Eukaryota; Metazoa; Chordata; Aves; Passeriformes; Pipridae. Gene Ontology annotation, biological process: protein modification process. Gene Ontology annotation, cellular component: cytoplasm. Gene Ontology annotation, molecular function: protein-L-isoaspartate (D-aspartate) O-methyltransferase activity.